Molecule: messenger RNA, 1323 nt
Organism: Ananas comosus (pineapple)
Lineage: Eukaryota; Viridiplantae; Streptophyta; Magnoliopsida; Poales; Bromeliaceae
Product: probable auxin efflux carrier component 5a
Biological process (GO): auxin polar transport; auxin export across the plasma membrane
Cellular component (GO): endoplasmic reticulum; plasma membrane
Molecular function (GO): auxin efflux transmembrane transporter activity
Source: RefSeq, a predicted model, not a curated record
AUACCAUCCACCUCAUUAAUGGAAUAAUCCAAUGCACACACACACACACACACACACACACACACACACACACACCCAAGCUAGCUAAAUCCUUUUCCUUCUUAUUCUCCAUGUUCCCUCUUCCACUUACAUAUAAAUACAUCAACACUCUUAUAUCUGUAUAUAUACACUUCACAACCAUAUAUAUAUCCAACCCUAGCUAGUACUCAAAUAUCAUUACACUCUAUCUAGAGGAGCUACCAAUAUAUCUAUCUAUCUAUAUAGUUAGUUAAGUAGACAAAGAUGAUAGGGUGGGGGGAUAUCUACAAGGUGGUGGAGGCCAUGGUGCCGCUGUACGUAGCCCUCGGCCUCGGCUACGGGUCGGUGCGGUGGUGGAGGAUCUUCACCCCGGAGCAGUGCGACGCGAUCAACCGCCUCGUCGCCUCCUUCACCCUCCCCCUCUUCACCUUCGAGUUCACCCUCCACACCGACCCCUUCGCCAUGAACUACCGCGCCAUCGCCGCCGACGCCAUCUCCAAGGCCAUCAUCGUCCUCGUGAUCGCCGCCUGGGCCAAAUGCAGCAGCAGCAAGGGGAGCUACUCCUGGUCCAUAACGAGCUUCUCCCUCUCCACCCUCACCAACUCCUUGGUCGUCGGCGUUCCGCUCGCCAGCGCCAUGUACGGCCGCUGGGCGCAGGACCUGGUCGUGCAGCUGUCGGUCGUGCAGGCCAUCGUCUGGCUCACGCUGCUGCUCUUCGUGUUCGAGCUGCGUAAGGCGCACAACGGGCUCUCCGUCACAAAUGCUGCAAACAGUGGUGGUGGUGGUCUGAGCCCAGUGAAGGAUGUGGAGGGGAACGCGACGAACGUAACGAGGCCUUCUUUCUGGUCACUGAUGAAGGUGGUGUGGCUCAAGCUCGCGGUCAACCCCAACUCCUACGCGUGCUACGUCGGAAUCACUUGGGCCUUCAUUUCAAAUAGGUGGCACUUUGAAAUGCCAGGCAUCAUGGAGGGCUCAGUGCUAAUGUCCAGGGCAGGGACAGGAAUGGCCAUGUUCAGACAUGGGCCUCUUCAUGCACUGCAAGAGAAGAUCAUCGCGUGCGGCCGGCUUGACGGUGUUCGGAUGGCUCUCAGGUUCGUCGCAGGCCCUGCAGUGGCGAUCGGAUCGAUCGCUGUCGGCCUUCGCGGCGACGUUCUUCGUGUCGCCAUCAUACAGGCUGCGCUGCCGCAAUCCAUCACCUCAUUUAUUUUUGCGAGGGAAUACGGAUUACAUGCCGAUGUUCUCAGCACUGGGUCUUUUGGGAUGCUUGUUCUCUGCACUGCUAGUUGCAUACUAUGUGCUCUCUAG